UGGAGAUGUGCAGCACCACGCCCCCUGACGACGAUUCGGACCCCUUGCUCUGCCCACACGGAUACGAGUGUAGUAUUGUGGACGAGGGGAAUCCCCGAAGGGGCGUGCCCGACAGGGGUGUGUGUGUCAAGGUCAGCUCACAAGAGCCGGCCGUGGGCGGCUGGCCCAGGGAGAGUUCUCUAGGUGACCAAGAGCCUGGAGCGGCUACAGAGAUCCAGGAUUCCGAAUCUCGUCAUGCCUGUGACCUUGGUGAAGGUCAAAUUUUACUGUCCGGCCACGAGACGAUCAUUGAAGGCCAAGACUGCUUGUGUUACGAAACAAAACUUGUCUGCGAAAGUUGACAGUGAUGAAAAUGAUGAUACCACUAGUGACCAGUGACAUCACCAGUCAACCACAAACAAUGACACCACGAGGAAUCAAAACCCUGUCAGGUGUAGACUACUGGAAUCUUACACAUCAAGGACGCGUCUGUUGUUACCAUGGUUUCUCUGUUUGUUACUCCGUCCCACUACGUUCUCCUACAUCGCCUCAUAUGUUUGCCUAUAUUUCCCGAUGAACAUCUCCAAAGUGUUAACGAUCAGUGUGAUGAUGUUGUUGUUGUUGUUGUUGUUGUUGUUCCUGCAUUGUUUUACAAUAAAUGUUCAGAGAGUCACAUUUUC
Messenger RNA from Aplysia californica (California sea hare), 659 nucleotides. Its product is annotated as WAP four-disulfide core domain protein 1. NCBI's taxonomy places the organism in Eukaryota, Metazoa, Mollusca, Gastropoda, Aplysiida, Aplysiidae. Gene Ontology annotation, molecular function: peptidase inhibitor activity. Gene Ontology annotation, cellular component: extracellular region. The record is from RefSeq and is a predicted model, not a curated record. Gene Ontology annotation, biological process: regulation of cell growth.